AUUCCAGGCUAUGCAACCAUAUCGACCUGUAUAAAUAGUGUACGUAUCCUGUGUGAUUGAAUAUACAUACACUUCACAUAAUAUAAUAUUAUCAAUCUAUUUCAUCCCUGCAUGGCUCGUUGGAUCAAACCAGAGGUAUAUCCUCUGAUGGCAGCUAUGACAUUUGUAACAAGUAUGUGUGUUUUUCAGCUCACCAGGAACGUCUUCAUGAACCCUGAUGUCAGGAUUAACAAAGCUCACCGUACAGCAGGUGUACUAGAUAACUUGGAAGAAGGAGAGAAAUACAGGCACCAUGGACUCCGCAAGUUUCUCCGUGAACGCCCACCGGAGGUUAUGCCGGCGAUCAACCACUUCUUCUCGGAGUCGGACAUUAAUACCAAAUAGAGAUGGAUACGGAUUUGUUUCGGAACGGAUCAAGAUUAAAUUACGACCAUGUUUUGUUAUUUUGUAUUGUCUCUCCUUUGUUUUGCGGCACCAUAUACGUACAUAUUGUCAAGUUGCAAUAAAUUAAUCUCGUGUUCUUGUCA
Molecule: messenger RNA, 527 nt
Organism: Daucus carota subsp. sativus
Lineage: Eukaryota; Viridiplantae; Streptophyta; Magnoliopsida; Apiales; Apiaceae
Exons: 3
Coding region: 112-384 (90 amino acids)
Source: RefSeq, a predicted model, not a curated record